AAUCAGCCCCAUUCAGAUUAUACAAAAUUCGGUUUGGGACCGGUUCGGGUUUUAUCGGGUUCGGAUCGGGGUUAGUAAAUUUUCAAAGAACCGGUACAACCCGGUGUACUUUCGGGUUUUGGGUUCCAACUGGUUCUUCGAUUUUAAAAUACUUAAUUUAUACCUAUUUUGUAACCAAAACAUAAGUAAAAUCGGUUCUUCGGGUUUAAAGUACUUGAUUUGUACCUAUUUUGUAACCAAAACAUAAGUAAAAUCGAUUCAGAAAUAAGAAAAAAACAACAAACAUGAUUAUUCAAAGUCAAACGAAAGGUAUACGUUGUUAUUGAUUGAAAGAAAACCAAUAAAUGAAAUCAUAAAACGAAAAAUUAAGUUCUCAUGAAAUGAAAAAAUUUAUUCAAUGAAAAUAAAACCAAAAUCUAAAAAUUUCAAGCCUCAACCGCCACUUUCAACCAUCAACCUUCAUGUAGUAGAUAGUUAUUGUAGAUGUUUAGUAAUAUCUUACUGUAUUUUGGCUACAUAGGAAUUGAGAUCAUGUUUGGUACAAGUUCUUUUUUGGCAUUUUGAAUGUUUCGUGUUCUAUCGGAUAUCCAUUUAAUUUCGGGUUCGGUUCGGAUAAUACCCAUAACCCGAAAUACCAUAAAACAAGAUCCAUUCGGUAUUUAUGUCGGGUUCGGAUCGGUUUGGAUUCAUUUUUAUCGGAUCGGAUUCGGUUCGGAUUUUUGGGUUCGAUUUAUUUGCCCAGCCCUACAUAUGUUUAUAACAUUUAAUGCACAACUAAUACUCCAAAUAUGAGUGGACUUUACCGAGCCACUCACCGACAAGUCUUUGGUUUUUCAUUAAUUAAUAAUUGUUACUUGAUGUCAAAAAGAAAUAAUUGUUACUCUCAAAAUAAUUUUUUUCCAAAGAUAGCAAAGGUUAUUCCUCUUACUGUGUCAACAAGAGAAUGUUUAUUGGGAGAUUCUUAAGUUGGAGUGCUUAGCGAAAUAUAAGAAAUCGUCUCUUAGCUUUAAUAAAAAAAAGUUAAAAAUUGGUUUUUAAAUAAGAGCCAAUUCUUAACUUUUUUGAUUAAAAAUUAAAAAAUGGUUUUUAUAUUUCGCUAAAAACCUAACCUAAGAACCUUCUAAUAAAUAUGCUCUUACGUUCUAACAGAAAAUCCAGACGAUUUUUUUUUUUUUGCUAAAAAAAUCCAAACGAAUUCAGAAAAAGUAAAUGAUCAGCAUCCUAAGAUUAUGGUUAUCGUUAUUAUCGUGUCUUUUUAAGAGUAGUAAUUCUAGGUGCGGUUUCCAUAAUCCUAAAAUUAUGAUUAGUUCUUCUUUUCUUUUUUUGUCAUUCAUCUAUUUUUGAAUCAAUUAAAUUAGGUGUAGAAAUAGCAAGACAUCUUUGAACAUGAAUACACAUGAUUAAAGAAGAUUUUUGAGAAGAUGCUAGAGAAAAUAGACGAAUUAAUUUGAUGUGCAUAUGAUUUAUACAAAGCUGGCUUCCUAAUUGGUUGUAAGCAAUAUUCUUUCGAUCUCUAGCUUAAAGCCUUAAACAUGUAUUUGAGGGCUGUGCAUUUGGUUUACAAAGUUGCGCUACCAAUCUGAUGUGCAUAUAGUUUUACCUACAUCUUUCCUAUUUUGAAACAAAAUUAUUCAUACUAAUAUUCACAUAAAUCGAAGAAAAUAGACGAAUGGUAGAUCUUAGCGCUUCGUAGGCAAUAAGCAACAUGGUCAGGUGGUAGUUGGUACCACUCGUUGGCGUGCAGACAACACAUCGUUUUUUCUUUCAAUAACCAAAAUAUUUUUACACAUGUAUCUAUACUUUUUUUCCUAAAACCCUUAAUUUAUAGGGGUACUUGGACUGUAAAUCAUCUAUAUUAAAUCAAGAAUGAUUCAGAGCAUUUUAUAGUUAAAAAAUAACAUAAAUGUAAAAGAGAAAGAGGCUUCAUUUGAAAACUUCUAAAAUACUCAUUAGAAUUUCAAAUGCUAUAUAUUUAUAUUUUUUUAACAACAAUAAAAACUAAACUAUGGUGUAUGACUUAUCGGCUUAGAUAGCCAAGCUGGAAGCGUAGCAUCGACAUAGAAUAUAGCAUAAAGGGAAUUCCUUGCACAGAUCGUGCAAACUUACCCACCAGUGAAUUGUGAGUUCUUAUAUGUCAUAUUUUGAAGAUGAAAAAAAGUCUUGCUGCGUCAGAACUCUUCCAAAUGUAUAGCAAAAACUAGAUAUUUAUAUUUUAUUUAGUAACUAGGUGAUUUUCAUGUGCUCAUGCACGGAUAUAAAUAUUAUAUACUACAAUAAUUUAUUAAUAUUUUAUUUUUUAGUUAUUCUAUUAUUUAUAUUGUAAUCAAUAUGAAUGGUUUUAAAUAACAUUAUGUUAUUUUAAUUAGACAUAUAAUUUUGGAUAUGUAAUAUCUCGACUAUUUGGUUUUUAUUUGGAUAUAUUAGAUAACAUUUAAUUUUCUGAUUCGAGUAUAAUAUUUUUGUUGUACAACUUAAAAUUUUGAUUAAUUUUGUUAUUUUGAUGUAGUUUGUUUCUUGUCUUAGAUUUGUAAACAUAUUUUAGUAAAAUUAUGUAUAAUUUAUUAUAUGUUAUUUUGAGAAUUAAAUAGUAAAAGUAAACUAAAUUGUUGACGAUUCAAAGUUACAUAAAUAAAUAUAACAAUGACAGUCCUUUGAAACCUUAUGCAUAUAUAUAUAAGUUAGAAAAAUACUUAAUUGUAAUAGUUGGUUAAUAUAUUUAUAAUAUUAUUUAAAAAUUCCAUAUUUAUUUUUAAUAUGUUGAACCGUUCUAUAAUUUAUAUGUAUAAAAAUAGUACUAUAAAUAGAAAUAUAUUAUUUUUAAUUUAAUAUUUGAAUUUGUAUAAAAAAUUGAAUUGGUCUAGUUACUCAUUUUGUUGGGUUGUGCUACAUAUAUUUUGUCAAAUUAAAGUAUAACUAUUUAUAUUCAUUGUAUUAGUUUGGUUGUUCAUCUUAGAUGAGUAAAUAUAUUUUGAUUUUAUAGUAAUUUAGUAUAUGUUAAUUUGGAAAAAAUAAAAUUAUAAAAAUAAAGUGAUAUAAAAUGAAACUUAAAUAAGAAAAGAAAGAUUAAAUUAAUUUUAUUCAUUAAAGAUAUCUUAAUUUAUGUUAUUUAAAUUAUUUUGUAAUAAUUUGAGAAAUAGAUUGGUUUAAAUAAAAUGCUUAAUACUUUUAAAAUAUAUAUUAUGUUGUUUAAGCUUAUCUUUUAAAAAGGAAGAUUAUUUCUUUAGUUUAAAAUCAUGAUUAUUUUGUGAACUUUCCUUAUUAUGAAUUACACAUAUAUAUAAAAGAUAUUUUCGUUUUUAAAUUUAUAAAUUUUCUUUAUUAUAUUGGUUAUUUUAUAAAAUAAAGAAAAAGUAAACCUAAAUAAAAAAGAAAAAAAUAGAAUAAAUAUUUGAUAAUGAUAAUUAUAUAUAUUUGAUUCAUUAAGGAUAUCAUCGUAAUCUACCACCGUGAAAGUUAACGUUAGCGUGAUACGACACAUAAGAAACUGAUUUUUCAAAUAAUAUUAUAGAGAUUCUAUUUCAAAUUAAAAUUUAAUUAUAUAUAAAUUUAUUUUAAGAUAUUCAUACUUUUAUUUGACCAAAAAAGAUAUUCAUACUUUUAUUUGAGAUAUUUUUGAGCGUCUUAUCAAUAAAAGGUUAAAAGUACUCUUCUAGAUUGAAAUUUCAAAAUUAUAGAUGGAAUAUACUUAUACGAUAGCAUGGGAAGGAGAGAAGAGACAAUAAAUACCAUAGAAUGCGUAGAGAGGACGUGCAAAAAGCAGAGAGUUGAAGAUAACAGAAAGAAAAGAAGAAUCUCUCUCACAGAGAACUUAAGAACCCUAAUAAUUUAUAGCAUCAAAAUGGUACAUUCGAAGAAAUUCCGAGGUGUCCGCCAGCGUCAGUGGGGUUCUUGGGUCUCUGAGAUUCGUCAUCCUCUCUUUAAGAGAAGGGUGUGGCUAGGAACAUUCAACACGGCGGAGGAAGCGGCUAAAGCCUACGACCAAGCAGCGGUUAUAAUGAAUGGCCAUAACGCGAAGACCAACUUUCCCGUCAUCAAAUCCAACGACUCAGAUUCUUCAGACAUCAACUCUCUCUCAAGGUCGCCUAAAUGGUUAUCAGAACACCUCAACGCUAAGCUAAGGAAAAACUGUAAAGACCAGACACCAUAUCUGACAUGUCUCCGCCUCGAUAACGACAGCUCACACAUCGGCGUCUGGCAGAAACGCGCCGGGUCAAAAACAACUCAAAACUGGGUCAAGCUUGUUGAACUUAGCGACGGCGUUAACGCACGGGCCGGUGAUGUUGGGAUUAAUAAGAUGAAGAAAAAAAUCGACGACGUUGAGGAAGAAGAUCAGGUGGCAAUGCAGAUGAUCGAGGAGCUUCUCAACUGGACUUGUCCUGCUUCUGCAUCCAUUUCAGGUCUUCACUAGAUAUAUUAUUAUAAAGUUAGUUAUAAUUAAUUUAUGGAGCUUUGAAAAAAUACGGAGCUUUAGUCAAAUACAUUUCGAAUAUAUAUAUGAUAAUCUAUAGGCCAUAUAAGCGCACAUAUACGUAAAUACCUUUUCAAAUGUAUACAACUGAUGCCAAAAAAAAUGUAUACAACUUUGUCUGCAUGUAUUAUGUAUACUACGUUAUAAAUAGUA
Brassica rapa (field mustard) is the source of this 4621-nucleotide messenger RNA. RefSeq names its product ethylene-responsive transcription factor SHINE 3. Gene Ontology annotation, molecular function: DNA-binding transcription factor activity; DNA binding. The record is from RefSeq and is a predicted model, not a curated record. Lineage: Eukaryota; Viridiplantae; Streptophyta; Magnoliopsida; Brassicales; Brassicaceae. Gene Ontology annotation, biological process: regulation of DNA-templated transcription.